Arachis duranensis is the source of this 1552-nucleotide messenger RNA. Its product is annotated as hydroquinone glucosyltransferase-like. The transcript has a single exon. Lineage: Eukaryota; Viridiplantae; Streptophyta; Magnoliopsida; Fabales; Fabaceae. The record is from RefSeq and is a predicted model, not a curated record. Gene Ontology annotation, molecular function: UDP-glycosyltransferase activity. Bases 1 to 1440 code for a protein of 479 amino acids.
AUGGAAUACCAUGUUAAACAACGAAAACAACAACAACAAAGUCUUAUCCCUUUAGUAUUCAUGAUGCCAAGUCCCGGCAAGGGUCACCUCAUUCCAAUGAUUGAGUUCUCCAAAAAACUCACUAAAAAUUACGAUAUAGGGGUAACUAUUAUUAUCCCCAGUAAUAAUCCUCCUACAGAGGCGGAAACCACCAUGCUCCGCCACAUCAACCACAUCUUUCUCCGGCCGGUGCCACUUUCUGGCCUCCCAUCUACCACCAAAAUUGAGCUUCUCAUCUCACACACCAUCCAUCAAUCUCUCCCUUCUAUUCGCCAAACCCUACACUCCAUCACCUCCUCCAGCCGCCACCGUGUCACUGCCUUUGUCGUUGAUCUCUUUGGCACUGAAGCAUUUGACAUAGCAUCCGAAUUCAACAUACCCUCUUAUAUCUUCUUCACUUCCACUUCCAUGUUCUUGUCCUUCUUCUUCCACCUUCCACAAUGGAAAGCAACUCAAUGUGAAUCUAAUGGCUCAACCGAACUGGUUCAAAUCCCGGGUUGUGUCCCAAUUCAUAUAAAAGACCUAGCUGAUGGGCUUAAAGAUGAUGAAAUUCUCAAUGUGAUCAUUCAACAUGCUAAGCGGUUUAAGUUGGCUCAAGGAAUCAUUGAGAAUAGUUUUCUUGACCUUGAACCGGGUACCAUCAAGGAAUUGCAAAAGGUUAAACCGGGUAGGCCUCCGGUUUAUCCGGUUGGACCGUUAGUUAAUAUGGUUAAUGAUCAAACCAAGAUGCAUGGGAACAAUAAUGAUAAUGCAUGUCUAAGGUGGUUAAAUGAACAGCCACGUGGCAGUGUCUUAUUUGUGUGUUUUGGAAGUGGUGGAACCUUAUCCAGUGCUCAAAUUGAUGAGCUGGCACUAGGGUUAGAGAUGAGUGAACAAAGGUUUUUAUGGGUUAUCAAAAACCCUAAUGACAAGGAUUCUAGUGGGUCUUUUUUCAAUGUGAAUAAUAUCCUUAAUGAUCCUUUGAACUUUCUACCUAAAGGAUUUGUAGAAAGAACUAAAAGGAAGGGACUAGUGGUGCCAAAUUGGGCCCCACAGGCCCAAGUCUUGGCCCAUGAAUCCAUUGGUGGAUUUUUAACUCAUUGUGGUUGGAAUUCUAUUCUUGAGAGUGUGGUUAAUGGGGUACCCUUAAUUGCAUGGCCACUAUAUGCCGAGCAAAAAAUGAAUGCCGUUUUGAUCACUAGAGAUAUGAAGGUAGGGUUAAGGCCAGAGAUUGGUGAAGAUGGUUUGGUAGAAAGAGAAGAGAUUGGUAGUGUUGUGAAGAGGUUAAUGGAAGGAGAAGAAGGGAAGAAACUUCGUUAUAGAAUGAAAGAACUUAAAGAGGCAGCUAUUGAAGUUGUUGGGGAAAAUGGGUCUUCAACUAAACAAAUUGAAGAGUUGGCUCUCAAGUGGAAGAAGGUCUAAGAUAAUUAUUGUAUAAUUAAUUUAAUUAGCUCAAUUCAAAUGUCCAUAUCCCAUUAUUACUUUGUGUUGUCUUCAGUUAUAUAAAAUUGUAAGGUAUUCAUUUUAUGCUUUA